Molecule: messenger RNA, 890 nt
Organism: Heterobasidion irregulare TC 32-1
Lineage: Eukaryota; Fungi; Basidiomycota; Agaricomycetes; Russulales; Bondarzewiaceae
Exons: 5
Coding region: 21-590 (189 amino acids)
Cellular component (GO): NuA4 histone acetyltransferase complex
Source: RefSeq, a predicted model, not a curated record
GAACCUGCUAGCGUGGCGGUAUGCCGAACGAUGGCCCGGGACCCUCACCAGAAGAUAAGGCGCGAUACGAUGGGGCAAGGAAAGAGCUUAUACAGGCACUCUCAAAGAAACGAGCCGUAGACAAACAAUUGGCACAACUAGAGAUUCAAAUAUACAAUCUUGAGAGCUCUUACCUCUUGGAAACUUCUGCUCAUAGCGGAGGUAAUAUUAUUCAUGGAUUUGACGGUUACUUGAAGAACCAGAUGACGAAGAAGAAGUAUGAGCUGAAUGAUGGGGAUCGAAUAUUCUCCACCAGCAGCUUGACUUUCCAAAAGUCCAUUGAACUAUCCGGUGAAGGAGAGGAGUCCUCAGCUACAGUGGAUGAUUAUAAGCAGCCAACUCCAGGGCUGACAACCGUUGUUCUCCCCCCUGCUUCCCGAGCACAAGAGCUUACAGCAGCGCAGCUGAAAAAGAAUAGAGAUAGGGAGUAUCAGCGGAAGAAACGCGCAGCCGCGGGUCGUAUCAGUAUGGGGACUGUCAGUGACGAAGAAUCUGCUCCAUCUACCGGGAGGCGACCGACGAAAAGGUCGAGGAUGAUGGACGAAGAUUGAUUUUUGCAUGAUAUAUACCGUAUCGCAAGUGUCCUUCUGCAUUGUCCAUUGUUUUGAGAAACUGCUUCAAAGCAGCCUCAUCAAGACCACCUUCGUCAGGAUCGGCGGCCUCUAUACAUCGUGUCACAGCAAUUGUGUCUCUAACUUCAUUGGCUUUAAUCCACACUCUGCCGUUCACCCCAACAGCCACAUCCAGAGGAAAGUGCGAUCCAAGCAAUGAGAGCAGGAAAUAGGAGGGGUCUAGAAGGCUAUCAAGAUUUUCCUUAAUAUUGCCAAGCAAAGAACUAUAUUUUUACACUU